CUCCUUCUUUCUGACAGCUCACUGAGAAUACGGAAGUGUUUUCGCUGUUCUGCAUUGCAACCUUUUUUCUUCUCUCUGCAGACGAUCCAGUUUAAAGACGCACUCUGAAACGCUGGAGGCAUUUUUAUUCCUACCCGAUUCGUGUUUGGGUUGCCAUUCACAAUGUUCCGCUUCCGGGCACUGUCCGCCUUGUGGGUUGGCGUGUCACACUUGUCCCGGCGCUACCACAAUGGGGCAGUGAGAGGCUCUGGUCGAAGGAGGGUGAUGUUGGCGGCUCUGGCUGGUGUAACUGUUUCCUCUGCAAGUGCUGGACUGCUCUGGAAAAGAGCGUAUGCUGAUGCAGGACCGUCGGUCCGACAAUCCCCGCCACACGAUGGAGAAGAGGACUUUCUGAAGGCUUCAGACUCCGAGUCUGAGAAUUCAGUGGAGGCCAGCGGUAGUGAUGACCAGGCCAAGAAUGAAAGUGGAGAAGGGAAAAAAAAGAAGCAGCGCUCGGGAUUCCGUGACCGCAAGGUGAUGGAGUACGAGAAUAGAAUACGGGCCUACUCGACCCCAGACAAGAUUUUCCGCUACUUUGCCACCUUGAAAAUUAUCGGCGAGCACGGAGAUGCUGAAGUCUACAUGACGCCCCAGGACUUCAUACGCUCCAUCACACCAAAUGAGAAGCAGCCAGAGAAUCUCGGGCUUGAUCAGUUUGCUGUCAAACGCUAUGAUGGAAAGAAGAUAGCCCAAGAGAGGGAAAAGUUUGCAGAUGAAGACAGCAUAUUUUACACUUUGGGAGAAUGUGGCCUCAUCUCCUUCUCUGACUACAUCUUCCUCACCACUGUGCUGUCCACCCCCCAGAGGAACUUUGAAAUCGCUUUUAAGAUGUUUGAUCUCAACGGUGAUGGAGAAGUAGACCUGGAGGAGUUUGAACAGGUCCAGAGCAUUAUUCGUUCUCAAACCAGCAUGGGUAUGAGACACCGCGAUCGCUCCACCACAGGCAACACUCUAAAGACAGCUGGCUGCAGUUCGGCACUCACCACCUAUUUCUUUGGAGAAGACUUGAAGGGAAAACUCACCAUUGGAAGCUUCCUGGAGUUUCAGAGGAAGCUGCAGCAUGAUGUGCUUAAACUGGAGUUUGAGCGGAACGAUCCAGUGGAUGGUCGAAUUUCCGAGAGACAGUUUGGUGGGAUGCUGCUGUCUUACAGCGGCGUUCAGUCUCGUAAACUCAAGCAGAUGCAGAAGGGAUUGAAGAAGAUGUUUAAGGAUGCACAGGGGAUCACAUUUGAGGAGGUGGAGAAUUUCUUCACCUUCCUGAAAAAUGUCAAUGAUGUGGACACGGCACUGAGUUUCUACCACAUGGCUGGGGCGUCCAUAGAUAAAGUAACCAUGAAACAGGUGGCCCGCACCGUCGCCAAAGUGGAGUUGUCAGAUCACGUGUGCGACGUGGUCUUCGCCUUGUUCGACUGUGAUGGAAAUGGCGAGCUCAGUAAUAAGGAGUUCAUCGCCAUUAUGAAGCAGCGACUUAUGCGUGGGCUGGAGAAACCCAAAGACAUGGGCUUCACUCGAUUGGUGCGCGCCAUGUGGAAGUGUGCUCAGGACACCGCCUGGGACUUUGCCAUGCCAAAGACAUAAUGGAGACCAAAGGCGGUAUACGAGCGGGAGUAAUUAGAGACAUUUUGUUGAACAGUUUCAAGGACUGUAUCCAUGAGGGGCGUCAUGAAGCAUGGAGAACGGGCCAUCAAUGCAGCACACAUAUUAUCAUGGGGAAUAUAUAAAUAUGUAUUUAUUGUUGACAGCAUGUGACCUUUUGUUAAGACUAUUGAGGCUUAUUUGACCGAUGUGGAAAAUGAAUAGUCUGUUAGCAUCACCUUCGUUACGCCCAAGCUUGUUUUAGCUGUAUCUUUUUUUUGUAAUGACACACUCAAAGGUAUAUUUGUGUGUAGUUUCAAAUUACGUAUAUAUUGCUCACUGAAACACUUUAUAUGUUGAGGUUAUGCAAAUUAAAGGUUUGUAUUGAUAA
This is a messenger RNA of Syngnathus typhle (broad-nosed pipefish), 2005 nucleotides long. RefSeq names its product mitochondrial calcium uptake 1 (gene micu1). Bases 163 to 1617 code for a protein of 484 amino acids. Gene Ontology annotation, molecular function: calcium ion binding. Gene Ontology annotation, biological process: mitochondrial calcium ion homeostasis; calcium import into the mitochondrion. NCBI's taxonomy places the organism in Eukaryota, Metazoa, Chordata, Actinopteri, Syngnathiformes, Syngnathidae. Gene Ontology annotation, cellular component: uniplex complex. The record is from RefSeq and is a predicted model, not a curated record. The transcript has 12 exons.